UGAACGUAGCCAUGCGCUUGUAUUUAGUUCAUAAACACCGAUCGGCGAGUGAGAACCUAUCUCGAAAGAAACGAUAUUUUUGUUUUAUAUUUCAGGUUGUUGCAGGUUGUGCACCUGAUAAUGCACAAUGGUAGGCCUAAGAACUGUAGUCGCAUAUUGUUGGAUUAUCUUCGGAUCGUUUGGCAUUGGUCAAUGCACGUUAUUUCCUAUCUCGCCAUUCAAGGAUGAAUUGGCCACAGCGAUGUUCCCAAAUGAACGAAUAUCACUGGACGAUUGUCACCUGCGCUACUACAAAUACGGCGCGCAAGGCUUGGUAGCUCCAGCCUUUGGCGAGCCGACCUAUUUGAAGGAGUUUGCUCACAUGGCCGCAAUCGGUUGGACCCAGCCAAACGGUACUAUCAACUGGAUGUGUGGUGGUUCACUGGUUUGGGAUAACUACGUGCUCACCGCUGCGCACUGUGCCACAGACGGUGACAGCGCACCCGAUGUGGCCCGAUUCGGCGAUAUAAACAUAUUUAGCGACGAGGAUGAUCAGUUUGCACAACAGUUGAGAAUUGUGGAGAUUUUCCGAUUUCCACAGCAUAAGUUUACGGCUUUUUACAACGAUAUUGCGCUUCUUAAGCUGGAAACAAAUGUAACACUUCAUCCAACAGUGUGUCCGGCAUGUCUAUGGAUGGACGAUGAUGUCCGCUUUCCCAUUCUCGAGGCAACUGGAUGGGGAGAUACUGGAUUUGCUCUGGAAAGAACUCCCUCAUUGUUGAAAGUAAGGCUGAAACCUAUCGACAAUACAGAAUGUCAUGGAAUUUACGGAACCACUUUGCGAAGACUUCGGGAGGGUAUCAAAGAUCAUCAGUUGUGUGCCGGGGAUGAACAAAUGGAUACUUGUCCGGGAGAUUCCGGUGGACCACUUCAAGCACGGCUUCUUCAUAACGGAAAAAUGACUCCGUUCCUGGUCGGAGUAACUUCAUUCGGUACGGCAUGCGGCAACGCUAACCCCGGUGUGUACACGCGGGUUUCAUCUUUCUACAGUUGGAUCGAGGAUACAAUACGCAAACAGGAAAACUUUGGAAUUUUUUGGAAUAUGAAUCCAAUUACAUGUGCCCUACAGUAUGUUCAUUUGCGUGAGUACGAAGACGAUAUCAUUGUUGGCAGGUCAGAAAAUUACAUAUCAAUUGAUAGUACCAAGGAGCACAUGACAUUCGGAAGUGGACAACUGGGUCAUGUGGUUUCUAUCGGAUGGAACAAUAGAAGAGUUCAAAGAAACAAUUGUAGUGGGACAAUAGUUGCAGAUGAUGUAGUUUUAACUCUAGCCGAAUGUACAUCUCAUACCGGAAUUGCACCAAACUACAUAGAUUUGGGGGAUCUAAAUCGAAUGGAAAUCGCCGAGAUUGUAGUUCAUCCAAGUUAUCGAGAGGACUCAUUAUAUAACAAUAUUGCAGUUUUAAAGCUGAGAAAUCGAAUAAAAUUCGACUCUGGUCGCACUCCCGCUUGCAUAUGGAACUCGCAUAGCAUUCCGUCUCCUCAGUUACAGGUGACAGGAAUUGGCCGCAAGGACAUCAACGAGAUGAAUCGAGGGGAACUUUUCAACUUAGUUUAUGAACCCACGGAGGAAUUUCUUCUACCUCGGGCCAGUGUCAAUACAAACCAGAAUUGUACGGUUCCAAGAGAAUUUCGAUCACGACUCACAAAAGGCAUAGCAAACGAACAUCUAUGUGUUGGAAACAAAUUGUUUCUAGUUCCCGGAUCAUGCCGUCUAGUUUAUGGAGCCCCAAUGCAGUUGCCGAUGUUUCGCACUGAUCGUUACUUCAGCUUCGUUUACGGUUUGAACUCGUUUGGGAGAGACUGUGGCUUUGGGGAAGCUGCCGUAUCCACAAGGAUACAUUCCCACAUAGAGUGGUUGAGCACGGUGCUUCUCCCGAAUACUCGCGCGCACAACGCAGUUCAGUUUAUUAAUCCUGACUGGUCGGAAAACGAUUCCUGUGACUAUGAACACGACGACGAAACUCCAGCGGUUUGUACUCGGCUUCAGAAUUGUCCCAAAGUGUGGGACGACUACAAAGCCAAACGGAUCGUGAGCUUCUGCUCGUCAUUAAACUUUGUAUGCUGUCCGAAACGAUUCAUUGUCAGCAAACCUCGGCAACGCGAUGAACUGGACACAUGUAGCGCAGAUUAUUCCGGAUUGCAUCCACAUUAUACCAAUUUUACCCUAUCAUGGUUUUCUCCUCACAUUGUCUAUUUAUUCGGAGGAUCGGAUACGGAUCGCUGCAUGGGAUCUCUCAUCACUAAACGUAUCGUGAUUACAGCAGCAAGUUGCGUUGCUUUACUUGGUAACCCGGAGCAGGUAGUAAUGGCUGAUGAUAGCGCGGCAUCCAUUCAGCGAACUAUCGUUCAUCCCAGUUACGAUCGCACGAGUACAUAUAACGAUAUAGCAUUGGUACAGUUAGACCGAGAAAUAGCGCCCUCAGCUGCAGUGUUUCCAGCAUGUGUUUGGACGAAUACAACCCACACCCCACUCCACUUGCGUCUUUAUGAAGAAAACUCCCAAGACUACGGGCCUCCACAAAUGGUUACGAUGUACAACACUGAUUGUCAACGGGACUACAAGAGGAAGCUCAGCGUCAACCAGAUGUGCGUCGACCAGGUGAGUCGUAGUUCGGCAAACAGUUGUUAUCGUGUUGGUGAUCAAUUGAUUUGGCCUCAACUGGGCCGAAGUGACACCGGUGUUCCAUAUGUUGUCGGAUUCUACAGCCACAGCGAACAAUGCUCCAGUAACAAUCCAGCCGUGUUUACCAGAAUCUCUUCGUACGUGGAUUGGAUAAGAGAAAAUAUGUAAUCA
Molecule: messenger RNA, 2836 nt
Organism: Armigeres subalbatus
Lineage: Eukaryota; Metazoa; Arthropoda; Insecta; Diptera; Culicidae
Exons: 12
Coding region: 128-2833 (901 amino acids)
Biological process (GO): proteolysis
Molecular function (GO): serine-type endopeptidase activity
Source: RefSeq, a predicted model, not a curated record